AAAGCUUUACAUAAAUUGUGCGCAACAAAGUUUAGAGACCACAGUUUGGGAAGGUAAGAGAUCUUGAGACGAGGACGACUCUACAAAGCUACAGGAACACGUGUGAAGAAAGCUGCGAGACAUGAAGGGCAGGAUUUCUGUCCUCUUGUUUCUCACAGCGCUGUGUUCUAUUGCACAAUGCAGCUUUAAAAAGUACCACUUCAUCGAUGAAUUGUCCUGGUUGAAUGCCCAGACUUACUGCAGAAAACUGUACACUGAUCUGGCCACCGUCUCUGACAUGGAAGACAUGAACCAGCUGUUGCAGACAGCCAAGGACUCCAUGGAAGAAUUUGGAGAUCUGGCCUGGAUCGGGCUGAACUUCAAAAACUGGACGUGGUCAUUUUCAGACGAAGACAAUGAAAGCUUCUACAGGAACUGGGAUGAGCGUCAGCCUGACAACUUUGGCGGGGACCAGAUGUGUGUGAAGAUGUCGGAAGGAGGGUUGUGGGAGGACGAGCAGUGCUCCCUGAGGAACUCCUUCAUCUGCUAUGAUGGAACAGGCGAUCAGCGUUUCAUUUGGUAUGAACAAGAGUUGACCUGGGAUGACGCUCAGCUUUAA
Messenger RNA from Gymnodraco acuticeps, 598 nucleotides. RefSeq names its product C-type lectin domain family 10 member A-like. The transcript has 4 exons. Lineage: Eukaryota; Metazoa; Chordata; Actinopteri; Perciformes; Bathydraconidae. Bases 122 to 598 code for a protein of 158 amino acids. The record is from RefSeq and is a predicted model, not a curated record.